AGCAGGGCUGGGCAGAGCAGGAGGAAGAGGAGGAGCAGGAGCAGGAGCAGGAGCAAGGGGAAGAGCAGGAGGAGGAGCAAGGCAGGGGGUGCCAGCCCUGUCCCUGGCAGAGCCAUGGAGAAAGAAGCCCCCUCCGGCGGCGCCCCCGCAGCCCCUGCCCCGUCCUCGCCCCGCUUCAAGGAAGAGCUGCUGUGCCCCAUCUGCUACGACCCCUUCCGCGAAGCCGUCACGCUGUGCUGCGGGCACAACUUCUGCAAGGCCUGCGUGAGCCGCUCGUGGCAGCACCAGCACCGCCACCCCUGCCCCGUGUGCAAGGAGCUGUCCUCGCCCGACGACCUGCGCCCCAACCGCAACCUCAACAACAUCGUGGAGAUGGUGCUCCAGGACGAGAGCCGGGCGCCGGCGGGCGGCACCGCCGUCUGCCCCGUGCACCGCGAGGAAGCCAAGCUCUUCUGCUGGCAGGACAAGGAGUUGGCCUGCUGCCUGUGCCAGAGCUCGGAGAGGCACGCGGGGCACAAGAUGCGGCCCGUGGGGGAGACCGCCAAGGACUACCGGGCAAAGUGGAGGAACAUGGAGAACUCCCUGCGGGACAAAGUGAAGGAUUUCCGGGCUGUGCAGAGAGCCUACGAGUCCAUCUCCAAGCACAACCAGGUAGAGGCAGCUCGGCUGGAGGAGCAGAUCCAGCAGGAGUUUGAGAAGCUGCACGAGUUCCUGCGGGGUGAGGAGAAAGCCGUGCUGGCCGAGCUGCGGGACGAGGCCCGGAGCAAGCGGGGCCUCAUCGACGGCAAGGUGCAAAAGCUGGCGGAAGAGAGCAGCACCCUGGUGCGCGAAGCCGACCUGCUGCAGGCCGACCUUCGGGAGGAUGACUGCACCUUCCUCCGGAAACACAAGAACCGCAAGCGCAGAAUUGCCUGCACAGCGGAGGAGCCGGAAGCGGUCCUACCGGGCAUGCUGAUCGACGUGGCCAAGUACCUGGGGUCCCUCCAGUACGACGUGUGGAAGAGGAUGCUGGGGAUCAUCCCCGUCGUGCCUUUCAGCUUUGACCCCAACUCGGCAGCAGGCUGGCUUUCGGUCUCCAGCGACCUCACGGCAGUGGGCAACGGGGGCUACAAGCUGCUGGUGGACAACCCUGAGCGCUUCUCUUCAGCCCCCUGCAUCCUGGGCUCCUGCGGCUUCUCCAAGGGCUUCCACACGUGGGAGGUGGACCUGGGCGGGCUGGAGAACUGGCGCGUGGGCGUGGCACGGGGCCGCAGCGGCCGGCGCUGGAACUUCCACCACGCCGCUCGCUCGGGCUUCUGGUACAUCUACCGUCUGCAGGGCCAGGAGAGCGAGGCAUGCCGGGCCUCCAACUCGGCCCGCUCGGAGAUGGUGCCGGGGGCCCUGCGGCGACUGCGGGUGGAGCUGGACUGCGACGAGGGCGAGCUGUCCUUCUACGAUGCCGAACGGAAGAGCCACAUUUACACCUUCCACGAGAAGUUCAACGGCGAGGUCUUCCCCUACUUCUACGUGGGGAGCCUGGCGCCCGACGCAUCCUCUGGCUCCCUCCGCAUCUGCCCCUUGCAGGUCCAGAUCAGGGAGGACGUCCCCCCCUGAGUGGCACCGCCACGAAGGUCCCUUCCAUCCAGCAGGCAUCCCUAAAGGAAGCAAGCCCGUCUCGUCCUCCGUCUCCUUGCUCCGUCAAAGCCAUUUGUGGGGUGGUGGCUCUUUGUUUUCUACUACACAAAAGAUUGUUCCCUUUUUUUUGUUUUUAGAGAGAAAAAUAUUAAACUUUUGUUCUUA
Messenger RNA from Alligator sinensis (Chinese alligator), 1779 nucleotides. RefSeq names its product tripartite motif containing 35 (gene TRIM35). The record is from RefSeq and is a predicted model, not a curated record. NCBI's taxonomy places the organism in Eukaryota, Metazoa, Chordata, Crocodylia, Alligatoridae. Gene Ontology annotation, biological process: innate immune response; positive regulation of apoptotic process. The coding region runs from base 115 to 1593 and encodes 492 amino acids. Gene Ontology annotation, molecular function: zinc ion binding; protein binding. The transcript has 6 exons.